AUGGAAUCAGUUGGACGUAGGGAUCGUGAUACUGUCGGUGGUUGGUAUAGUUCUCGAAGAGGUCGAGUCGAAGAUCAUUCCGAUCAAUCCAACGAUAAUUCGGUCCUGAAGCUGUUGAAAAUGGCGAAAGGAAUAAGAGCCCUCUUGGACACGGUAAUGCAGGCGUUACCGCAGGUCGGGAAUCUGGGACUAUUAUUUUUUCUGCUCUUUUUCAUCUUCGCAGCUCUCGGUGUGGAACUGUUCGGCCGUUUAGAAUGUAGCGACGAAAUGCCUUGCCAAGGUCUCGGCGAGCACGCCCAUUUCAGUAAUUUCGGAAUGGCGUUUCUGACGCUUUUUCGCGUGGCCACCGGCGACAAUUGGAACGGUAUCAUGAAGGACACGCUGAGGGACGACUGCGACGAAGCGGCCGACUGCGUGAAGAACUGUUGCGUGAGCACCAUCAUAGCCCCGAUAUUUUUUGUAAUUUUCGUGCUGAUGGCGCAAUUCGUUCUCGUCAACGUCGUCGUCGCCGUGCUCAUGAAACACCUGGAGGAAAGCCACAAACAGAUGGAGGACGAGCUCGACAUGGAAACUCAGCUGGAGAGGGAACUGGCCGCGGAGCAGGAGGAGCUGUUGGAGGUCGAGGAAGAAGAGGAGGACGAUGAAAUAGUGAAACGGAAAAUGGACGACGAUGGUGGCGUUGAGGAGGACGACGACGUUAGAGAACGCGAGUCUAUCUUAGUGACGAACGAGAAGAUCCCUGCUAGCAGGCCUGGCCUCGCUAAAGUUCGUUCCUUGCCUGCGAAUUUUAUUUACAAUCCACCACGAGAGAGAAACGCAGACGAUGGAACGAUUUCGGUGUCGCUGUCGCGGCGCAGCUCGUAUCAUCGUUCCAGUUCAAGGCCGUCCAAGUUCAAAUCGAAGCGCCGACAGACGUUUCACUCGGGGCACCACCAGAGGAGGUCCUUACUGCCGAUGCAUUUCGAAGUCGCCGAAGUAUUCGAGAAGCCAGUGAGCAAUCUGAGCGUGCCACGAAUUAUCCCGCAGCGCAGCCACGGCGCAGCCAGCAGGGAUACCAACAUCCACGCUCAGCGCCUAAGGUUACAGGCGACCAGCAGCGACGGGCAGGAGAACAAGUCGCUGUUGAGCGUGAGCAAGCCUUGUGUGUCACCUUGCGGCUCGGUAGCCACUCUGCCCUGUCAGAGACAGGUGAGCGAACGUUAUCUUCUGCCAACGGCCACUAUUUACCCGUCCAAGGCAACGUUGAGUCGCAGGCCAUCGAGCGACACGCAAUCGCAGUCGCAGUCGCAGUCGCAGUCGGACGUGAGCACGACGGGAGGCGGCAGCAGCGUGGCCAGGCGUGUCAGCAGCGACAGAUCCGACGACAGAUCGAAGUCGAGGAACGAGCGACGGGUAUCCGCUCCUCCGCCGGCGGACGAUCUCGACGUGCAGUCGAUCAUUAACGAAAGGAGACCGUCCAAGCUGAAGAGCGGAGGAGGAGGAGCAGCAGCAGCAGCAGCAGCAAGUUCCACAGGGACGACGAUUGGAGUUGGUGAGCAGCAGUGCUCGUCGUCGACCGCUCGCUACGUGUGCCUGCCUGGGGAACGAUCGGAGGAGGUGUCGCCGAUGUCCACGACGGGGAACACGAGCGACAGCAUGAUGGGGAGCGCGAGCAUGAGCGGCAGCGGCAACGUGCCGGAGAUCACGGUCUGCGCAACCAUCGGCUCGGACGUUCGCAUAUACGUGGACGACACCGACUCGACGAGCAGCAACAAUCAACAGAGGAGCAGGCCGAACGAGGAGGCCGCGUCGGACGCGUCGACGAGCGGCUCGUCGGUCACCGCGGUGCCCGAGGCCACCGACGCGACCGACGGCUCGGAUCCUGCUUCCUAA
Heterotrigona itama is the source of this 1872-nucleotide messenger RNA. NCBI's taxonomy places the organism in Eukaryota, Metazoa, Arthropoda, Insecta, Hymenoptera, Apidae. The record is from the annotation of a GenBank genome assembly.